Molecule: messenger RNA, 783 nt
Organism: Clonostachys rhizophaga
Lineage: Eukaryota; Fungi; Ascomycota; Sordariomycetes; Hypocreales; Bionectriaceae
Source: the annotation of a GenBank genome assembly
AUGCGUAGCUGGCUAAAAGACUGGGCCAAGCUAGGCCACAAUAUCUUUAUUCACAAACAUCUCUACCGGUCCGAGUUACCAUCAUGUUUAGAGGAUGCUUACACGGCGCUUACCGCGUACCUGGCCAAGACCGAAGAGACGGAAGACAUGGUGCUCCGAAUAAUUGAAAAUCGCGCCGCAAGUCUCCACCAACAACAGUCUCUCAUGCUCGAGGGGUUUGAUCGGCUGGAUCUCGCAUUAUUAAUAUACACCUUGAUUCGCCUUGUUGACGGAUCUCCUCGGCAACGUGCUCUAGGUGAGGCCGCAUUCAGCACCUUAGAUCAAUGGUGUCAGGAGAUGAGGGACGCAGCUCUCACCGAGGCACCACGCCUUUAUGAAACAUUGGGCCAGCUGCGAUCUAAUGAUGUUGGUGGUGGCAGCGGCAGGGCGGAGUUCGCAGUCUGGCAGGCGUGGAUCCUAUCUGAGAGCCUGCGGCGAACCUGGAUGCUGGUAUCCGGGACUUUCUAUGUAUAUCAUGACAAGGCCAACGGCUGGCCUGGAUGCUCCGGCUUUCUCAUGUUCACCACCCGGCAGGGCCUAUGGGAAGCCCCGAAUGCCUGGCGGUGGGUGCAGCAGGUCCGGGAGCAGAACCCGCUGUUUCAGCAGAGCGUCAACUUGCCGGGGCUCAUGGAAGACACGUCGCCCGCUGAGAUAGACUCUUUUACUAACCAGUUGCUUAGCAUCCUACUCUCACCGGAAGAUAUAACCCGCUGGGCCACUCGAACGGCACAGAUUGAGGGAUAG